AUGGGCAAGGCGGAGCUGGCGAUGACGCCCCUGCAGCAGUGGGGGGAGGAGGCCGAAGACGGGGCUGUCUACACCAUCGUCCUUCAGCGCGUGAAAGCAGAGCCCCAGGCCGGCGGAUCCUCUCACCAGGUGGGCCCCAACCUGCCGGGAUGCCCCUUCAUGCACUACCACACCUGCAAGAGACGGGUGCUGCGGGCUGCGACACUCCCGGCCUUGGUGAGGUGGCUGCUGGCCUGCGGGGCGGAGGGAGACCCGGGCUACGUGCCAAGCUUCCUGGCCACCUAUCAGGCCUUUGCCACUCUGGAGCAAGUGCUGGAGCUGCUGCUGCCGCUGGGGCCAGACAACUGCAGGGCAGUGCUGCAUGUGCUGCAGGUCUGGAUGCAGGAUCACCCCGAGGAUUUCUGGGAGCCCCCCGAGCACCCCAGUCUGCGCAGAGCCUUGCACUUCUUGCGCCAACGUGCCCAGGGUUCCCCAGCGUGUGCCGUGGCAGAGAGCCUCCUCCAAGCCCACAGGAAGGAGGAAGAGGAGCAGCAGCAGGAAGAACUUUCUGACAGUUAGAGCAGUUCCUCAGUGGGACAGGCUUCCUCGGGAGGUGAGAUCCUUAACGUGGGGCUGCCCCAGGACUUGAUGGCGGCAGCUGGGCCAGGAGGAGCCGACGAGGAGUUACCAGCUCUGCUGUCCUUCGCGGUGGAGGAAGCGGCUGAGCAGCUGACCCUGAUGGACUCCAAGCUCUUCCGGGCGGUGCGCCCCUUCCAUUGCCUGGGCUGCGUGUGGUCGCAGCGAGGCAAGAAGGAGAUGCGGCACGUGGCGCCCAGUGUCCGGGCCACCGUGGCCCAGUUCAACGCCGUGGCCAGCUGUGUGGUCACCUCCGUGCUGGAAGAUGUGACCUUGCGCACCCCCCAGCGCGCCCACUUGCUGGAGAAAUGGAUCGACAUUGCCCAGCGCUGCCGGGACCUGCGGAACUUCUCCUCGCUGUACGCCAUCCUCUCCGCUCUGCAGUCCAACCCCAUAUUUCGCCUCAAGCGCACCUGGGCUGCGGUCAACAGGAACACACGGAGUGCCUUCCAGAAGCUCUCCCAGAUCUUCUCUGAAGACAACAACCACCUGAACUGCCGAGAAAUCCUUCUGCAGGACGGAGGGAGUUUGGGCCCCAAUGGUGGAUGCAGCAGCCCCCAGGUGCCAGCCAGGACUCCUCUGAAGCCCAGCCCUCAAAGCAGGCCAAUGGCUCCCACGGUGCCCUACCUGGGCACCUUCCUGACUGACCUGAUUAUGCUGGACACGGCGCAUCCAGACUUUGUGGAGGGCAGUCUCAUCAAUUUUGAGAAGAGGCGGAAGGAAGCAGAGACCCUGACCGUGAUCCGUCAGCUGCAGGAAUCGUGUCGGGGAUACACCUUUUGCCUGAACCCCUCCUUUCACCUGGCCUUUCACGGGCAACAGAAGCUUUCUGAGGAGCAGAGCCACCGGAUCUCCCGCGUGAUCGAGCCGCCAGCCAGCUCCUGCCCCAACUCCCCAAAGCUGCACCGCAGCCUCACCAAGCGCUUCAGCUCUCUUCUCCUGGGCUCAGAGGCCUCCACCGCAUCGCCCGGCCCCGACAGAGCUGGAAUCUCGCCCCCAGGCUCCUCCGGUGGCCUUCCUCUUGGGGAAGGACUCGGCCCCUCUUGCUGCCCUGCUCCGGGAGCCCCCCCUUGCAAGGACCUGCCUGCCUCCCAGCUGAGUCCCUCCCCUCUGCUGGCUCCUGCCCCACCAUCGCCCGCCUCUAAGCAAAGUGGGACUGAGUCGCGCAUCAUCCGUGUCAGUGUGGACAAUGGUCACGGCAACCUCUAUCGGAGCAUUGUGAUAACGAGCCAGGACAAGACGGCUGCGGUGGUGCGGCGUGCCCUGCGGAAGCACAACCUGGGGGAGGAGGUCUUGCUGCACGACUAUCAGCUCCUGCAGCGCCUAGGGGAUGGCCAAGAGCUGCUGAUCCCCAGCAGUGCCAACGCCUUCUACGCCAUGAGCCCUGCUGGCCCUUGUGACUUCUUGCUGCGCCAUAAGGAAGAAGCUGCACAGCCGGGCAUCCGAGCCACGCACCCGGGCACCCCCACUCCCCGCCCUUCGGGCACCUCAGCCCUCCCUGCUACUUCAGGGACCACGUCUUCUACCGGCCCAGUGCCCAGCUCCUCCCACCAGGCCUCCUUCUGCUCAGACUCCCGCAACAAUUGGGCUGCUCAAGAUGGCGAACGCGGGCGUGGUGCCAAGCGCUGGCCCCACCACAAGGAGGACAUGGGGGGCCAGAGGGCCCAGCGCUCAUCUCCUCACCGGCAACUGCCUCCCCACACCAGCCACACCAGACUUGCUGAGAGGCAGGAGAAGGGGCUAGGGUGGAUCAGGACCGGACACGGCUGA
Messenger RNA from Euleptes europaea (tarantolino), 2385 nucleotides. It is a transcript of the gene RGL3, whose product is annotated as ral guanine nucleotide dissociation stimulator like 3. Gene Ontology annotation, cellular component: plasma membrane. Gene Ontology annotation, molecular function: guanyl-nucleotide exchange factor activity. Gene Ontology annotation, biological process: positive regulation of GTPase activity; Ras protein signal transduction. The record is from RefSeq and is a predicted model, not a curated record. The transcript has 19 exons. Lineage: Eukaryota; Metazoa; Chordata; Lepidosauria; Squamata; Sphaerodactylidae.